Microplitis demolitor is the source of this 2360-nucleotide messenger RNA. Its product is annotated as zinc finger CCCH domain-containing protein 10. The transcript is spliced from 3 exons. Gene Ontology annotation, molecular function: metal ion binding. Lineage: Eukaryota; Metazoa; Arthropoda; Insecta; Hymenoptera; Braconidae. The record is from RefSeq and is a predicted model, not a curated record. Bases 89 to 1444 code for a protein of 451 amino acids.
CUACGGAGUUUAUUUAUGAUAUGAAUUGGGGGCAAUUUUAUUGUAAUUUUAAAAAAAACAUUUAGCGCAGCGGAACUUUAGCCUUCUGAUGAUAAUUAUUUGCGGACAAGACAAUGGAGCACGAAUGAAGCGGAAAAUAAAAAAUUCAUCGGGAGAGGCUAAAAUGGCAGGUGGUACAUCUGUAACGCCAGGUGGAGGCGAGUCACCACCUAAUAGUCGUGUGUGCCGGGACUUUCUGCGUAAUGUUUGUCACCGAGGUAAACGAUGCAAGUAUUUGCACGAACGUUCUGGUGAAACGCCAGUAGAGGAGUACACAUUCUGUCAUGAUUUUCAAAAUGGAAUGUGUAAUUGGCCUGGUUGUAAAUUUAUUCAUUGCACAGAAAGUGAAGAAAAACAGUUCCGAGCAACUGGAGAAUUACCUUCUCAUAUUAUCGCGCGUUUUAAAAACAAUUCGGAAAAAACAGAGUUUCCUUUGUGCAAAGAUUUUAUGAAGGGUAAUUGUCAGCGGGUCAAUUGUAAAUUUAGGCAUUACAAAAAAGAAGAGCCGCAGCUUACGAAUGUUCCUUCACCGAUGGUCAAUCAACCGGUACGUUCGCAGCACUCUGUCAAUGGGACUAAUCACAAUGACAAUCGGAUUCGCAGUGGAUAUGAAGAGUUAGAAAGAAGUGUACACUGGCAGUUUGAAGACCAUCAGUAUGUGCUGCAAAAUAAUAAUGGUCAUGGCUAUACAGCGUCGCCACAAUCAAGUGAUUUUAUUGGUGGACCUCCUGAACCAAAGAGAAGAAUUGUAUCUGGUGGUGAAGCUAUUGUGCAUUUUGAAGCAUCUCCUAUUGUUGGACAGCACACAACAGCUCACUCGACCGUAACUCCCGGGUACUAUUAUCCCGUGAUAGCGAGAAAUGAAGCCCGGGCGAUAGUACUCGAAGAUGAAAAUUCGUUGCUGAGAAAAAAAAUAGACGAAUUGAAAAAACAAGUUAGUGAUCUGACGGCAACAAAUGAAUUUCUGCUUGACCAAAACGCUCAGCUACGAAUGUCUGGUAAACGAACAGCCAAUGUAACAUCAGUAACUGUACCCGCGGUUACCAUCACCAAUACUGUUCCACCCUCCCAAGCUCCAACACCCCAGCAAAUGGUUAAUGCAGCAGUGGCUGCUGGAACCCUACGUACUGUCACCGCAAGUGUCGCAACUGUUCCAGUUAGCAUUGCCACCGUUACCCCAGUGUCAAUAGCUGCUGUGUCGAUGGCGCCUGUAUCAAUGGCUCCGCCGAUUGUCACAAUGGCUCAGCAGACAAUUACCAUGAGUGGUUCUGGGCCUCAACCAGCAAGUCAGCAGCCUCAGAAUCCUCAACAAUCAGCUAGUUUGCCUCUUUCGAUAUCCGGAGCUACUGCUCCAAUGGUAUCUUAUCCGAUUAUGACUCAAGAACUUAGACCUGUGCUACAAUAAAUACGUCUGCCUACAUUAACUUGCCCUAUUUAUAGCAAAUUUUUUUUUUAAAGACAUUGAUUUAUUUUAUUUGCAAAAAUAUUUUUUGACAGUUAAAAUAUCGUAUUACUAAUUCCAAAAGGACUUAUAUUUUUAUACGCUCUUUUGGCUGUAGGAAAAUCUCUAAAGCCAAAAGGACGUAUUAAAAUAUAAAUCUUUUUAAAAUUAGUGACGUGAUAUUUUCAUGAGUUAGAAAAAUAAAAUUUAAAUUAAAUGAUAUUUCACUGUAAAAAAAAAUUGCGAAGUGAACGCAGAUUAAAUUCAGAGUGAAAGCGGAGCAGAUAUUUAUUUAAUUUCCUUGGAGUAAAAUUCACUCUGAAGAGGAGUUUAAAUAUUAAAACUUCAAAUCGGAAUGCGGAUUUAAAUAAAAUCCAGAUCACUCCGCGGAAAAAAUGAACUUCAUAUUUAUUCCGCAUACAGAGUGAUUUUUUUCUGAAACUCCGAGUGGCGGAACGAAUCCGGAUUUAAAUGAAAUCCGUAAUCACUCUCGAUUUUUUAGUGUUCAAAUUAUAUAAGAAGCUUAUAAUGUUAUUUAAUAUUAAUUAUUAAUUACUUAAUUAUUUAACCGAUUAAAUUAUAAAAAAUUACCGCGUGGUAUAAAAAAAUGAUUUUAAGUUUGGCUUGUUAUUAUUUGUGAUUAUAAAUUUUAAAUAUUUAAUAGCUGAUUAAAAAAGUAAUAUACGCGUAAAAUUAUAUUAAUUAAUUGUAAUAAAAGUAAAUUGUCAGUUUAAAUAUAAUAUUGUUGAUGGGUUGAUUGGAAAAUAUUAUAUUUAAUAAUAACUACUUACUCUCAGGCAAAAAAACUAAGUAGUUUAAAUAAUAAUGUUAUUAUUUAUUUAAAUUAUCGUCAUUAUAUUGAAGGUAUUGUGAAGAAUAA